Molecule: messenger RNA, 2134 nt
Organism: Aspergillus caelatus
Lineage: Eukaryota; Fungi; Ascomycota; Eurotiomycetes; Eurotiales; Aspergillaceae
Product: putative glucokinase regulator family protein
Exons: 1
Coding region: 104-2134 (676 amino acids)
Biological process (GO): peptidoglycan turnover; amino sugar catabolic process
Molecular function (GO): ether hydrolase activity; carbohydrate derivative binding; carbon-oxygen lyase activity
Source: RefSeq, a predicted model, not a curated record
GGCGACCCUUGCUGAAGCGCAUUUACAUUCUUCCAAAAAUAACAAUAUACCGAACCCAUGAAAACCUCUAGCGGUAUUGCGUGCAGUCGCUAGAGUCCAGAUCAUGGCACCAUCGAAACAUGUCGAACGUCUGGACCUACUGCAGACAGAGGCCCGAACCUCAACUGCGGACAAGAUCGAUCUUCUUGACACACUGGGCCUCUGUGAAGAGUUCAAUAAAGAGGAGAGUCGAGUCGGAGGCGCUGUCGCGUGCUGUCUACCAGCUAUUGCAUCAUUGAUUGACGAUUUAGCUCCGCGACUCGAAGCUGGAGGCAGGCUCAUCUAUGUCGGAGCCGGCAAUAGCGGCCGAGUCGGGUUCAUGGAUUGCAGUGAAUUGCCAGUGACCUUCUCGGUCGACCCCCAACAGUUUCUAACCGUCGUUGCAGGGGGUACUGAAGCCAUAAUCCACGCCCAAGAAGGGGCUGAGGAUGUGGAGAGUGACGGAGCUCUGAGAAUGGAGGCCCUCCAGCUUAAUGGAAAGGACACAGUAAUUGGCAUCUCAGCGUCGGGACGAACCCCAUUUGUUCUAGGAGCACUUCAAGUAGCUCUUGAGCAUGAUGCACUCACAGCUGGUAUCACGAACACGCAUCCGUCUAGAAUUGGCAAGCUCGGAGUCAAACACAUCAUAUGUCCUUUAGUUGGUCCCGAAUUUCUCACGGGCAGCACUAGACUCAAAGCGGGCAGCGCUGCUAAACAAAUCCUCAACAUGAUCAGUACCUGCUCUAUGGUAAAGCUUGGCAAAACAUACAAGGGUCUUAUGAUUGAUGUUCGAGUAAAUAAUUGGAAGCUAAAGGCGCGUGGAAGAAGAAUCGUACGCCAGGUCUGCAAUGGAGCCCCGAUGCAUAUCAUAGAGAAGAAUGGGCUACCAUCGUCACAGGCUAUUGACAUCCCUGAAACAGCUGAGGGCGAUGCGGUCCUUGACUCUCUAAUCCAGGAGUGCCAGGGCAGCGUCAAGUUAGCCUGCGCGGUAGCUAUCUCUGGCUUUCCUCCGGAUGUUUCCAGGCAGAUACUUCAUUCUGCAGGUGGUAACUUCCACGUUUUUGUUCAAGGAAUUAGAACAAAAGCCCCGCCAAGUCCCGUGUCUCUUGGUGAGCCCGACUACUGUCUUUGUGUUGACGGUGGUGGAACGAACUGCACCGUUUCGAUUGCAACAGAGUCCAUGGUUGUUGGUCAAGGGGUGGCUGGUCCCUGUAAUUUCAACUCAGUCACUCUAGAGGAACUCAUGGAUCAAAUAAAAUUGGCCACAAAGCAGGCGUCCUCGAUGGCGCUUGCCAAACAGGGAUUUGGCCCUCCCGAUCUACCAAGAUUCUCGAAGGUCUGGGUAGGACUGGCUGGGCUGUACCAUGCGGACCAGAUUGCAACAUUGACUCGUCGUCUGGAGGAACUUUUUGGUGUUUCUAUAAAUCAUGGAACACUACGCCUGACCAGUGAUGGUAUACUCCUCGGCUCCUGUAUUGCAAUGGAUGACUCGGUCGAAUGUGCGAUUUCCGCGAUCGCUGGGACAGGAUCGGUAGCAACUGCCUUCAAGAAGGGGCCGUCUAACGAGAUUGUCCAAGUUGGUCGGACCGGAGGCUGGGGCUACCUGAUUGGGGACCAAGGGAGCGCUUUUGAUAUCGGCAAAAGAGCGCUUCAGCUUGUUUUGUCCAGUGUGGAGCAAAAGCAAUUUCAAGCAACUCACAAGCUCACAGAGUUCGAGAGGGCAGUAUUGGAAGAACUCAACUCUAACGAAGCAGGCGUUCUCAGAGACAUAUAUCACGCGACUGGUAGUCCUAAAGAGAAGAUAGGCGACAUGGCGAAGGUUGUCACAAAGUUAGGGUUUAGAGAACGAGACCCCGACCCUCAAGCGCUAGGGGUCCUAACAUCUGCAGCUGGCACUUUGGUUCAGCAGAUCAAACCGCUGGCUGAGAUCUGUGACCCCCGUAAAUGUGCACUCAUUCUGUCGGGUGCCUUGAUGAAUCUUCCGGCAUAUCAGGAUCUAAUCCUACGGGAGUGGGACAAACAACACCAGUUACCGUUCAAGAAAGUUUUAGUGGUCAAUGAUGCAUCAGGCUAUGCUGCAAAAUUUCUAGCUAUGCAAAAUUCGACAAUAAACUAG